This is a messenger RNA of Perca flavescens (yellow perch), 764 nucleotides long. RefSeq names its product testis-specific serine/threonine-protein kinase 1-like. The transcript is spliced from 2 exons. NCBI's taxonomy places the organism in Eukaryota, Metazoa, Chordata, Actinopteri, Perciformes, Percidae. Gene Ontology annotation, biological process: intracellular signal transduction; microtubule cytoskeleton organization; protein phosphorylation. Gene Ontology annotation, cellular component: cytoplasm. The record is from RefSeq and is a predicted model, not a curated record. Gene Ontology annotation, molecular function: tau-protein kinase activity; ATP binding. The coding region runs from base 57 to 764 and encodes 235 amino acids.
CUCACUGCGCUCCUCACGUGAACAGACAGGGGGACAACACUAAAGUCUAUGUGGUGAUGGAGCUCUGUGUUAAAGGAGACCUCUUGAAGCAUAUCAAUGUCAGGGGAGCCUUACCUGAACAUUCAAGUUGCAGGCUUUUCACACAGCUGUGCGAGGCCGUCCAAUACCUUCACAACAGUGACAUAGCCCACAGAGACCUUAAAUGUGAAAACAUGCUGCUGGAUACACACUUCAACCUCAAAGUGUGUGACUUUGGGUUCAGCAGGAGGCUCACUUACGCAGACGGGCGGUUGGUGCUGAGCGAAACCUUCUGUGGCACCUCGUCCUAUGCAUCACCUGAGAUUUUGAGAAGCUAUCCGUACAACCCCAAAGUGUCGGAUGUGUGGAGUAUGGGUGUUGUGCUGUAUAUGAUGCUCUAUGCAGCAAUGCCGUAUGAUUCCAGCAACAUUAGGAGGAUGGUGAGAAUUCAAAUCCAGCAUAAUAUCAACUUCCCAAACACUCCGUCUGUUUCGUCUGAGGCACAAGACCUUAUGCGAAGCAUUCUGCACCCUGUUGUGGAGCAGCGAAUUAAAAUCAGCAGCAUAUUACAGAGUUACUGGAUGACGCGGGAAGUGAGAAUGGAGGACAGAAAUGAGAACCCCACAUCAAACGCUGGCUCUGGGCAGGAAGGACCUCCAGAUAAAAAGGCCAAAGAAGAAGAGAAACUUUCAAAAGGCAAUUCAGAACCAGGGGAGGGACCAUCAACUGCUGCCCCAAGACAUUGA